AUGACUAUUAAACAGAAGGUUUUGUUUUUAGAAAAACCAAGAAUAGAAGAACUUAAAAGAUUUGAAACUCUAUUUGAGUGCAUAUAUUAUCAAGUUACCACUGUCGAACAAUGUGUAAAAGAUUUUCAAUCAAAAUUUAAGGACAUAGAAGCAAUAUACUGUGGUUGGAUGGGUUUUUCUCAAUUGGGUGGAUUCCGUGGAAAAUUGAUUAGUUUUGCUCCCAGGAAUUUAAAAAUCAUAACUACUUGUACAGUUGGUCAUGAUCAUUUUGACACAAAGGAACUAACUGAAAGAGGAAUAAUUUUGACUAAUGUUCCAUCAAAUUUAGCUUUUGAAGCAGUUGCUGAUAUGGUUUUGUACAAUACUAUUGCUAGUUUUAGAAAUUUCAAAUUAUAUGAAUUGAAUUUCAAAGAUGAAUUUACCACAACGGGAGUUUUGAGAUCAUCUUUAAUUGAAGGUAAAUUCAACAAAUUAGAAGGCAAAGCUGAGAUGAAGCCAGAAUUGAAGGGAUCUUUUGGUGAGAAAUGCUGUGGGAGAGCGAAUUUGUCACCAAGAAAUCAUGAUGUUGUUAUAGUGGGGUUUGGUAAUAUUGGAAGAUUGAUUGGAAAAAGAUUAGAUCUUAUCGGUAUGAAUGUUCAUUAUGUUAAAAGAAAUAAGUUGACAGAUUCCGAGGAGAAAAAUUUAGGUUACAAUGUAACUUAUCAUCCUACAAUCGAAGACACAAAAGAAUUUGCAGAUUUGAUAGUUAUAGCUUGUCCUGGAUCUCCUAGUACUAAACAUAUUAUCAAUUCGAGAAUAAUCGACAACAUGAAGAAGCCAUUCAGAAUAAUUAACAUAGGAAGAGGAUCCUGUAUAGAUGAGAAUGCUUUGAUUCAAGGAUUAAAAAAUGGUAAAAUACUAUUUGCUGGUUUAGAUGUCUUCGAAAAUGAACAAACAACAGUAAAUCCGGAAUUAAUUGGUAGACAAGAUGUUGUUCUAACACCUCAUAUUGGUUCAGCUACAACUGAAAAUUACGCACAUACAGCUUUAACAUCAAUAGAAAAUAUUGAAACUGUUUUAUUAAAUUUUGAUAGACCAAUUACAAAUGUAAAUUAUAUAUAA
This is a messenger RNA of Lodderomyces pseudojiufengensis, 1101 nucleotides long. RefSeq lists its product as uncharacterized. The transcript has a single exon. The record is from RefSeq and is a predicted model, not a curated record. Gene Ontology annotation, molecular function: glyoxylate reductase (NADPH) activity; NAD binding; hydroxypyruvate reductase [NAD(P)H] activity. Gene Ontology annotation, cellular component: cytosol. The coding region runs from base 1 to 1101 and encodes 366 amino acids. NCBI's taxonomy places the organism in Eukaryota, Fungi, Ascomycota, Pichiomycetes, Serinales, Debaryomycetaceae.